Molecule: messenger RNA, 1452 nt
Organism: Prorocentrum cordatum
Lineage: Eukaryota; Dinophyceae; Prorocentrales; Prorocentraceae
Source: the annotation of a GenBank genome assembly
CCCGCCCGCCCGCAGCAGCUGGACCGGGAGCAGUGCCCCAUCUGCUUGGGUCCGCUCGAGGACGUGGUGGAGCUUUCGUGUAGCCACCGCUUCUGCUGGAAGUGCUUCGUGCUGGGCCCCAUCGCGCAUCAGCCUGGGGAGUACCGCAUCACCCAGUGUCCCAUCUGCCGCAAGGACACCGCGGAGCCGCUGCAGGACCUGGAGGCCGACGGCGAGGGCGCGACACCGCACGCCGGCGUCGGGCCGUGCAGGCCGGAGAGCGAGCUCACGCGGUUCCUGCACACGUAUUUCCCCCCGGAGCAGCAGCAGCUGCGGCAGCUCGAGGGCGACGACGGCGACGAGGAGGACAUGCGCGACGUGGUGGGCCAGCUGAUGAAGGCGCUGCUGGAGGGGCGCCCGACCGUCGAGGAGCCGCCACAGCCAGCGGCGUCGUCCUCGAGCCACCAGGAGGCCGCCGCGGCGGCUUCGUCGUCGAGCCAGGGCCCCAGCGACUUCUUCGCGACACUGCCGCAGAGGCCCUCCAGCCCGGAGAGGACGGCCCUGAACCAGGCCCAGAAGCUGCACUGGCUCCAGCUGGCGUCCACCGGCGACCCGCUCGCCCUGGACGGCGCGAUGGACUGCCUCCUGUGCUCCGAGCCGCUGGUGAUGGACGCGACGGUGACGACCCCCUGCAAGCACCAGUUCCACCAGCACUGCGUGCGCAGGCUGGAGUCCCCAGAGUGCCCGCUGUGCUCCGCCACGCUGCCCUUCUCGUGGUUCCUGCCCAGCGACCACCCCUGCGCCGAGCACGGCUUUAAGGUCGUGACGGCCUGUAGCUACAAGCCGCGGUUCGCCGGAGGCCCCAGCAGGGGCAACUGCGGUUGGCCGCUGCAUCGCCCGCCUCCAGCCUCGUUGCACGGGCCGGGUGGAAUCACGAUGAAGUCCUACCUGCACCGCGGCGUCCCCUUGGGCCCGGAGGAGGAGCUGGAGGAGGAGGAGGACGUCGACGGCAGCCGCAGUCCACAGGCGCCGUGCGCGAGGUCCCCUGCCACGCAGGCCACCGACGAGGGCGACGACGCCAGCAGCCGCAGCUCCUCUUCGGACGAGUCCAGCAGCGAGGACGGGGCGGAGCGGGGCGGCUCUGAGGUGGGCUGCCGCGACGCCGUGGCCUGCGCCGGCAGGCCGCGGCCGUGGCUCUUCACCGCCUGCGGCAGGAUGCGGCCCUGCGAGCUCGGCGACGAGGCGGAGGUGGAGGAACCCGCCGCGGCCGCCGCCAGCGCGGGCGCGGAGCUGCCGCGGGACCCGGAGGAGCAGCGGAACCCAGUGGUGCUGCUCAUCGGCUCCCACGUGUGAGCCCUCUGAGGUGGCCCGCCGGCCUCUCCUCAGUAUCGUUGAACCGAUCCUCGUGCCCAUCCCCAUCCCGCCACGCCAUUGGGGAUAGUGAUCGGUUAAACGAUGCUCAUCGCCCCCGCC